This is a messenger RNA of Botrytis fragariae, 867 nucleotides long. Its product is annotated as putative enoyl- hydratase protein. Gene Ontology annotation, cellular component: mitochondrion. NCBI's taxonomy places the organism in Eukaryota, Fungi, Ascomycota, Leotiomycetes, Helotiales, Sclerotiniaceae. The transcript has 2 exons. The record is from RefSeq and is a predicted model, not a curated record. Gene Ontology annotation, molecular function: enoyl-CoA hydratase activity. The coding region runs from base 1 to 867 and encodes 288 amino acids. Gene Ontology annotation, biological process: fatty acid beta-oxidation.
AUGUAUUCAAUUAGAACAUUGAGGCCCCUUGCCUCGCGAUUCACAGCUCCAACUCUCCCCGCACUUUCACGAGCCUACUCAGCCAAAUCCUACGAGUUCAUACAAACUUCAGAACCAAGACCCGGCGUAGGGCAAAUAACAUUAAAUCGACCCAAAGCACUCAAUGCCCUAUCUACACCACUCAUAAACGAACUCAACGAUGCACUUAAAGCAUUCGAUAAAUCUCCCUCCAUAUCUGCUAUUGUUCUUACCGGAUCUGAAAGAGCCUUUGCAGCCGGUGCGGAUAUCAAAGAAAUGGCACCGCUUACCUUUUCUGAAGCCUACACAAACUCUUUCAUAGAAUCUUGGUCAGACCUCACAACCGCCAUCAAGAAGCCUAUUAUCGCAGCCGUAUCAGGACAUGCGCUAGGAGGAGGCUGUGAAUUAGCUCUAAUGUGCGAUGUAUUGUACUGCACAGAGAAGGCAAAUUUUGGGCAACCAGAAAUUAAACUUGGGACGAUUCCUGGAGCCGGCGGAAGUCAAAGACUUACGAGGGCAAUUGGAAAAGCUAGAGCUAUGGAGCUUAUAUUGACCGGCAAGAACUUUAGUGGCAAAGAAGCUGGAGAAUGGGGAGUUGCGGCAAGGACGUAUGGAAGCUGGGAAGAGCUCAUUGAAGCUGCGCUAGGCACUGCCGAGACAAUUGCAGGAUACAGUAAGGUAGCAGUACAGGCUGCGAAGGAAGUUGUCAACAAGAGUCAGGACUUACCACUCAGAGACGGUGUAGAGUAUGAGAGAAGAGUUUUCCACAGCUUAUUUGGAAGUGAAGAUCAAAAGAUUGGAAUGAAGGCUUUUGCGGAGAAAAAGAAGGCCGAGUGGACUCACAAGUAA